UAACUCUUUUCCUCUCUGCGUAUCUAGUGUCCACAGAUGCAUUGAAACUACUCAUUGGGUUUUGUUUUGGAGGAUAAACAAAACCCUAGACGUACUUAUGCUCGAUGAUUAAGUUUGAGUUUACUGCAUAUUUGUUAUUAUGAUGGCUAUUAUUAUUGUUUCAUAUUGAUGACAACUACCUGGUAAAGGCUUUGAGUUCAUUCGACGGUGAUAAAUCUUAAAAGACAAAGCAAUUCAAUCCUUCUGUUGCCAGUUGUCACAGGAUCUGAACAAGUAUUUAGUCAGAUAUGAGCGAUCUCCCAAAUGCGUCUUCUUUGCUAGAAUUAGACGUCAAGGAUGAUGAUCAACACAUGGCAAGUGCCACUAAUAGCACAGAGAAAACCAAUGGGAAAUCAAAGGAAGAGAAUGACAGUGUUGAGGACGUGAUUGAAGGAAAUGAUCAAAGGUUUGACAUGUUAAAAGAACACUACAAGUUGCCCCUCGUAUGGAUUGACUUAGAAAUGACUGGCUUGAAUGUCGAAGUAGAUAGAAUAUUGGAGAUUGCUUGUGUGAUUACAGAUGGGAAAUUGAAGAAGCUCAUAGAAGGUCCUGAAUUGGUCAUUCAUCAAACAAAAGAUUGUCUGGAUAAUAUGGGAGAAUGGUGCCAAGAUCAUCAUGCAGCUAGUGGGUUAACUGAGCAGGUGAUACAAAGUAGAAUCAGUGAAAAAGAAGCUGAAAAGCAGGUUAUAGAUUUUGUAAAGAGACAUGUCAGUGCAUAUACUCCCCUGCUUGCAGGAAAUUCAGUUUAUGUUGAUUUUAUGUUCUUGAAGAAGUAUAUGCCUGAUUUGGCUGAUCUUUUCUCUCAUGUUAUUGUGGAUGUCAGCAGCAUCAAGGCUUUAUGUCGUUGUUGGUUUCCACAAGUUAAGAAGGGUUUUCGAAAGGAGAAGAAGCAUAGGGCCAUGGGUGACAUCAAAGAAAGCAUAGCACAACUCAAAUACUACCAGCAAAAUGUGUUCAAAUCACCAAAGUCCAAGAGAUAAUAUCUACAUGCUUCAAUAUUUCCUUAAUUUUUUUUUUUUUUUUUUUACCAAUUUAUGCAAC
Messenger RNA from Lactuca saligna, 1080 nucleotides. NCBI's taxonomy places the organism in Eukaryota, Viridiplantae, Streptophyta, Magnoliopsida, Asterales, Asteraceae. The record is from the annotation of a GenBank genome assembly.